UUCUACAUCAAUCGAUCCAUCGAUAAUAACGGUUUUCAUCGCUAAAAGUAUUCGAUUGCAUCCUUGUUUCGAUCCUGUUGCUCAUCCUAAGGACUCAUACUGCAGAAUUGUUACAUCAUGUUUUCGGCUACUGUCAACGGCGCUGAAAAUCCGUCGCCUGCCGUAACGGCAACCCGUGGCCGACGACGUCAACGACCCGUGAGCUCAGAUAACUCGGUGCAGCAACCUAAAGCGAAGCGACCGAGAAUACCAUUGAACGAUCAAACCUUCGCGAAUCCCAUUGCUACUCCUGAGACGUACGAAGUCAAGUCCGCGAAGCCUUCGAUAGUCGAAUUGAAGCAAGAUGGAAUUGAGGAAUCGCCUGCACCGAAGCAGGAACUCAGUUUUCGAUCGAAGAAAGUUCGGCCAGGCGAGCGUCUUAGCAAGGGGGAUGGUAGUACGCUUUUAUCAACUAAUAUCGCGUUUGAUGUCCGAAAACUCCCGGCUCUACCUGAUCGAUUAAAGUUGGACACUGGUAGUCGUCAGCAUGGUUCCGUCGACAGCUCCACAGGAUAUGCCCUAAGCAUUUCCCAUACUCAUGCCAUCGUAUGGCCAUAUGCGACACCCGCUCAGUCUCCUGAAUCCUUUACCUUUGCGUUACCGUAUCCCUCGAAGUCCUCGAGCGAUCUUUUACCCCUGGGCGAGCUCGUCCCUCCGUCUGCUUCCUCUUCCGAGCCGGGUUUAGUAGUAGUAAUGCCUACUAAUGGUAAGGUGACCUACUGGGAAUCGAUAUCAAGCGCGACGACACUGGAUUUCAUGCGCCAACAGCAAAAUGGCGUUGAAGGUUCUAUCACAGGAAUGUUUUCUGGAGAGGCUGUCAUUCAGAUCACCCAUGCCGAAUCCGCGGCUGGUUUCAUCCUCGCAUUUAGUAGUGGACGCCUGGCAUACUUGAGCGUCCGAGACACGCAUGGCCGCCCGAAAAUCUCGACACAGUUCUUGCGCACCAACCUUGGCCCUGCUAACAGCGGGUUCUUUGGAAGUCUCCGACAUGCGCUGUCACAGACUGCUUCUCAGGGAGAUAUCGCUGCCGUCCGUUCAGAAAAGUCAUCCAAGCAAGGCGAGUGUACUGUCGUCGCUGUUACGUCGAAAGGUCGCCUGCAUUCUUGGAGGGUGCACCGGGGAGGCCACCAUGACCUUCUGGUCGAGGUAGAUGCUCGCAAUACCAUCCUCGGAGCUCUCCAGCAGAUGGACAGCGUAAGCGCCAAGUUACCUGCGGAGUCGCUAAAGAUACUUGACUUCUGCUUCGUACCCAGGGGCCUAGAGCAAAAAUAUAGAGAGAUGAGUCAGCUUCGUGAACCCUCUGAGUCUGAGGACCAGCAACACUUGGUACUCCUUGUUUCGUUGUCUAACAAGCAAGGAUGGCGUUAUACGCUGAUUGAAGUCGUAUUGUAUUCUGGGCUUUCAUCAGAAAACCCCAUUGACGUUGGCAUGGUUCGACCGAUAUCUACUUACUCUACUGCACCAGAUUCCCAGGCUCUUGCUAAACCUCGACUCUAUCUCCCUCGGCCAAAUAUCAUUGCUUUUCUUGUCUUCGACCACGCUGCCGUGAUAGCCUCAAUUGCCCAGCCCCCCGACUCCCCCGAUUCACAAAUACUCGAGGACAACCAUAUCAUACCUGCAUCUUUCGAGGAUGUCGUCGAUCUGCGUACGGACCCCACACUCGAAAUUGUCGGCUCUGGAACCGAAGAGCCCAGGACCCAAGGUUUCAGUUCUGGUGAAGGGAGAGCGCCUCGUAUCAGGCCUAAAAAUCCCGCCGCUAUACUCUUGGUUCGAGGUGCAGGUGCUCUCCGUAUUGCAUUAACAGAUGUUGAACGAUUUGCAAGUGAGAAGCCUCCGGAGGUUACAGCCAAAGCGAAGCUCGAACAGGCCGUAUUUUUCGGUGUUAGGGAGGAUAACCCCCUCGUAUUCGAUAGACAGCACGGCCUUCGUUUCACCGAUGCGGAAUAUGGUGCUGCUGCUCUGGAGUUGAGCCGAGAAAUUCUCACAUCUGCCGGCAAACACUUUUCAACUCUAGCCGCACGGGUCGAUACUAACAUCAAGGAGCGUGUGCAGUACUUGGAGAAGAUAAUGACACAGAUCGCAAGCCUUAAAGUGAACCUCGAUCGUGUUACCAAAUGGCAGUUACUUUGGAACGCGGAAAAACUACAUGUUGCUAACGUCAUCUGGCACAAGCACGAAGAGUUCACCACUCAGCGAUCUGCAACUUCUAAAAAGAGCAUCGUUGCCGAAAUCGUCGAGUACAUCCGAUCCGAGGAAAAGUCUGAACCGAACGUCGCGAAAGGGGAAGUCGAUGAGCUGCGUCACUGGUUCAUUCGCGAUGUUGAUCGCAUGCAAAUAUUCAUCGCUUGGGCUUACGAAGUUAUAAAACACAAUUCUAAGGCCAACCUAGAUCAGGCAUCUCUAACGCGGUUGAUAUACGAAGCUGCAGAGAUUUACAAUAGCGCAAUACGAGAUGCCUUCACAUUCCGCACGAGGAACCUUCAACUCUAUGGUCUGGCCGGCGAGAAAAUGGACCACGGGAUUUUAGCUAGCGAUUAUGUUGGGCUCCCGACUCCCUGGACUUGCCACCCUUUCAUUGCCAACAAUGUAAAGAGGCAAGUGGAACUGUCUACUGAGUGGGUUAAGCAACACUGGUCAGCAGAUUCCGAAGGGCAAAGCGCCAUGGUUCAGAAGACUCGCGAGCUUUUACCAGAAAUGACUGAAGUCUACUUAACUGUCGUUCAAGAAUUAUCUCGAUCAUACCUCGCCAGCGACGAUCCAAAGAAGGCUGCGGACGGUCAGAAGUACGCGAGCAUCUAUGAGCAAGACCGCCAUGACAAGGUCGUCCUUCUUGCUCAGACUGAAAACUGGGAAGCUGGAAUCAGGAUUGCCGAGAACCAUGAUUCUCUUCCUGCACUCGCGGAGAUUCUCACUCGUGAAAUCGACGGACUUCGACACCAACUUGAGACACCUGGCCUGUCUCCUGAGCGUCUCGAAAGUUUGGAAGCCAAGAUGACUGCGAAAGAAGAGCAAGUGCGUGAGUACUUCAUAACAUAUGGCAAAGACUUUGCCUUCCCAUUCUACGAAUACCUAUUCACUACGUUCGGAGUUGAUGCCCUGCUCGAGUAUGAUGGGGAUAAGAAGUUCAAAACGAUGUAUCUUCGGACCAAACCAGAAUUGGCCAAAGUUUCCUGGAUUAACGACAUUAUCAGCGAAGAGGACAUUGACCAUGCCGCCGACACGCUUCUCGACCUUGGCCUGGCGCGCGAGCAGCAGGUCUGGAACAAGAAGAUCGAGUUAAGUUUAGGCAAGCUAGCUAGGAUGGCCGAAUCAUCCCGGCCGUCUAGCAAAGCAUCUAUGAGCAUACAAGAUGCGAGUGUCAACGGGACAGCUGAGGAUGCUCAGGUGGACGCCAUCGAUAAAGAACUUGCCAUCAUUGGUGUUCAGGACGACCUAUACAACACUCAAAUCCGCCCAGUGAUCAGCUUGGCGCUCGAAGGGGAAGAGUUAAGCGUUGUACAAGAAACAUUCGCGCUCAAGAUACCCAAGAAGUAUAAGAUACUCUCGCAAAUAUUUGACGACGCAUUACGACGGCUCUUGAACCACGAGGCUCUGGACCCACUCACGCUCAUUGACCUGCUUACAUUAAUCACUCUACCACAGGAGACGCGGGAACACAUGCCGGACCAGUUUUUCUCGGCUCUCAGCGUAGCUUAUAACGGCCUCACUGGCGCAGAGCGUGUACAAGCCGAGCGGCUCAUAUGGCGCAGAUGUUUCCUAAGAGAAGACUGGACGCGACUCAACAACACUACACUCAAGAAAGACAAUGAUAUCGUAGAGGUCCUUGGUCAGACAGACCUCUUCCAGUUCUACUGUACACUAUAUGCGAAUCAGCAAAGUGGCGGGGACAAAAACGAUUACCGGCGGCUGUCUCCAUCAGAGGUCGCUGGGGUGUAUACGGAAAAUCUUGACCGUCGAUUUGAGAAAAUGGAGAAAAACUAUCGUGAGAAGGUACUGGAGGCGAUGAGGUGGGAGGAUAACAACCUGCUUAAGCAUAUCGAAAAGCACCGGUUGGAGCAAUGGGCCAAGGAAACGCGGAAAUAUGCCGAGGAAGCCGUCAACCAGCAGUAUGACGAAACUACUGCCGCUGGAGCAGCGUUAAGCCCGCCCAGAUCGGGGUCUGCACGAAGGCAAACCAAGGCGUCCGACAGCAUGAAUGGCAAAAACGGCACACACUAGAAGUAUUCAUCAUUAGGACCGCGAGUCCCGCAAGUCCCGCGAAAAGUUUAAUGCACAGGAGCGUCGGAGUUAUUUGAAAUUUUCAUUUCUUGUACCAUACUGCAUAUGCUCGUUUGUUUAUAUAAUUGCCGUGAGGCACGGGCAAAGGGAAAAGUUGACGAGAAUAAAGGGGGAUCAUCAUCCACGGCUAGGCUUCCUCCACGCAAGAACACGAUACCGAGGCUUUUAUGUAGCGUAUACAGGGUAGCUUCGCUAACUCUCGCUUAA
Molecule: messenger RNA, 4524 nt
Organism: Daldinia loculata
Lineage: Eukaryota; Fungi; Ascomycota; Sordariomycetes; Xylariales; Hypoxylaceae
Product: Nup133 N terminal like-domain-containing protein
Exons: 4
Coding region: 118-4257 (1379 amino acids)
Biological process (GO): protein import into nucleus; poly(A)+ mRNA export from nucleus; transcription-dependent tethering of RNA polymerase II gene DNA at nuclear periphery
Cellular component (GO): nuclear pore outer ring
Molecular function (GO): protein binding; structural constituent of nuclear pore
Source: RefSeq, a predicted model, not a curated record